Messenger RNA from Rhodamnia argentea, 2008 nucleotides. Its product is annotated as protein FANTASTIC FOUR 1. The record is from RefSeq and is a predicted model, not a curated record. The transcript has a single exon. The coding region runs from base 140 to 1372 and encodes 410 amino acids. NCBI's taxonomy places the organism in Eukaryota, Viridiplantae, Streptophyta, Magnoliopsida, Myrtales, Myrtaceae.
CCUCCACUUCUCUCUCUCUCUCUCUAAGGAAACGGCAGUUCAUCUCUCCUCUGUUUCGGCUGUCCAAUCCUUGGUUACCCUCUCUUGCUUCCCCCAGCUGAAUUGCCGCCAUUAGCAGAGAGGCCCGAGAGAGAGAGAGAUGGCAACGCUUGUGUGCCGAGGUUUGCAGUCGUGCCUAGACCCCCACCUCGUGCAGGAGCCAAUGGCCACCCUGAGGCUCAAACUGGUCUCCCCCAAAAUCACCGCCAGCCACCACAGCCUCGCUCGCUCUCUUCUUGAUUUGAACUCCCCAAGUCCUCCUCACUGUCAUCCCCUCCCCCAGCAACUCCUUGAAGACCCCAACCCCGCCCAUCAUCCUCAUCACCAUCCCCACCACCACCACCACCACCAUCAUCAUCCCUUCUCUUCAUCAUCAUCAAAUCCCCACCUGGGUCAGAGUCUUGGUGGUUGGAGCUUCUUGCACGCCCUCUCCACCACCAGCUACGGAGAACCCUCAGCCACACCCGACCAAGAACCGCCCGUUUACGUCCACCCUCUGGCGAGAGCCUCCUCGCUCAGGCUCAGCCCGCGGAGCUUGGAUCUCUGCACGGAGAACCUCGGCAGCGAGAGCAGCAACAUCGUUCCCUCCCCCUUCGGCGACGACGAUGGCGACCCCCGGGACGAAAGCAAGUCGGCCACGAGGGAACAGACAGCCACGAGGCCUUGGUCGACGCGCCAAAUCAUGAACGUGGAUAACGUAAGCAAGAAAGCGAAACCUCGGACUAACAUUGAUAAUAGCAACAACAACAGUGGCGACUUCCCACCACCUUUGACGACGAUAGCUAACGACUCGAUACGAGUGAGGCCGCACAGGGGAGAAGGGAGGUUGAUUCUCGAGGUCGUGAGGGCCCCACAGGGGAAUCGUUCUUGCCUUCGUGCCGAGCGAAGCCAUGGCCGCCUCAGGCUCUGCUUUUUCAAAGACGAGUCGCCUCUCUGCUUUGACUCCGAAGAAGAAGGUGACGACGGGGGAGAAAAAGACGUCGAGGCGGGGACCGAAGGCGACGCCGAAAACGAAACGGCCGAGAGCGACGUCGAGGAGGAAGGAGGAGGAACGGGAGAAGAACUGUUGCUAGUCGACGAAGAAGAAGAAGAAGAAGAAGACGAAGAAGAAGAGGGAGAGGCAGAGCAAGACGGUGAUGGGGACGAUUGGGAAGAGGAGGGCAUGGAGGGAAGUGAUGGGAUUGUUGGGGGCAAGCCGGGGAUGGAAAUGCUGCAUCAUCGCCAUCGCCAUCGCCAUCCCCAAAGGUCAAGCUGCUGUAAAGGAGGAGGGAAAGAGCACGAGAGCAACAGAAGAUUGUUCGAUUUGGAGGCUUUUCUGGUGGGCUUUUCUUAGAGGAGAUCUCCCUCCCUCCCACCAUGGAACUUCAAAUUAUAAUUCUCUCUUCUUCUUCUUUUUUCCAUCUAUCUUUUCGUUUCUUAAUUUUGAUUAAUAUUAUUGUCACUACUAUUAUUAGCAUUUUUUAUUGUCUUUUUCAGCUUGAUUUUCUCUUAUUUGGGGGUCGCAUGUUUAUGUUUCAUGUACAACUCUUGCUUGUGAUGGUUGACCGUUAUUAUCGUUAUGUGUAGUUAACCUUAAACGCCCCUCGAAAUGGGAAAAAACACAAAAGAAAAAAAAAAUGACAUCAUAGGCUCAUGUGGGUUCUCGCUUGUCCCAUUUCCUUUUAAGUGACUAAACUACGGUUUCUCGAUUUUAACAAGAGAGGAAACACAUCCCGUGAUUCUCUCCAUGUACCAUAGAAAAACCCUAAAGGUCUACUACGAGUAAUGGGUUUUCCAUUUUCUACUGCUCGACAUGGGCGAGUCUCGCCCGCUGGAUCUUAGAAAUGCAUCUUCGAUUCGAGUCGAUAAGAGCGGUAAAACAUAGUGAAAGGAGGCGGGUAAAUCUGCUCAAUCAAAGACGUGCCGACCGUGCCGAACGGCAAUCGUAGCGGCUGUCGAGUAGAGACAAGUCGAAUAAUGUCACGAAGAA